GACCUGUUCGACCCACCGACUGUCAGCUGCUCCUGUAGGGCGGCGCAUAGUCACCAGGAAGGCUGUGCACUAGCAGUAAGAGAUGUUCUAGAAAAUAAUAUUACAUUCAUGCUCCAAGUUGCAUCUUAAAGCUCAUAAGGAACCUGUUUAGUCCUUGGCGAUGGAGGAGACGAACAGAGAGGCUGUAGCUACGGCAGUGCAGAGGGUAGCCGGGAUGCUGCAGCGCUCCGACCAGCUGGACAAAGUGGAACAGUACAGACGUAGGGAGGCGCGCAAGAAGGCGUCUGUCGAGGCCAGACUUAAGGCCGCCAUCCAGUCUCAGUUGGACGGGGUACGCACAGGCCUGACGCAGCUGCACAACGCCCUGUGCGAUGUCAAGGACAUCCAGACAUCGCUGGCUGAUGUCAGUAAGGACUGGAGGCAAAGCAUCAACACCAUCGAGAACCUGAAGGAUGUCAAGGAGGCUGUGGUGCAGCACAGUCAGCUGGCAUCUGCAGUGGAGAACCUUAAGAACAUCUUCUCAGUGCCGGAGAUCGUGAAGGAGACACGUGAUUUGAUCGAACGUGGAGAGAUGCUCCAGGCGCAUCGCAGACUCAUGGACCUAGAGUGCACACGGGACAACCUGCUGUACGAGCAGCACCGGCUGGACAGCAGGAGCGCGCCCGAGCCCGGGCUAAUCGGAGCCUACUUUGGCGAGGUCCAGGGUCUCUCCGAUGAGCUCGCUAAGCAGCUGUGGCUGGUCAUACAGCGUGCACUGGUCACGGUGCGGCGCGACCCGACCAUGCUGGUGUCGGCCGUGCGCAUCAUCGAGCGCGAGGAGCGGGUGGACCGGCGCAUGCUGGAACGCAGCCGGCAAACCUCCUUCCUCCCGCCGGGUCGGCCCAAGAAAUGGAAGAACCGCAUGAGCGAGGUCCUGGAGGGCACGGUGAGCGGGCGGAUCGAGAGCGCGCAGGCCGAGACGCGGCAGUCUGACAAGAUGUGGCUGGUACGUCUGCUGGAGAUCACUCGCCGCUACGUGCUGGACGACCUCCUCAUCGUCAAGAACAUGAUGGUGCAGUGUUUCCCGCCGCACUACGACACCUUCCACCUGUUGCUCGACCUCUACCACAGAGCCGUCGCCGCGCGCGUCCAGGAGCUCGCCGAGGACGACCUGGAGCCCAACGAGAUCGUGUCUCUGCUCACCUGGGUGCUGAACACAUACACAAGUGCGGAGAUGAUGGGACAUCCAGAUCUGUCUCCCGAAUGUGACGCCAAGCAGCUGGAGCCUCUGUUGCCCGAGAGUGUGGUGAACAAGCUGCUCGGCACAUACCUGACCACCUUUACUUCCAACAUUAUAGGCUGGCUGCGGAAAGCUCUGGAAACAGAUAAGAAGGACUGGCAGAAGGACACGGAGCCCGAGGGUGACCAGGACGGCUACUACCAGACCACCCUGCCUGCCAUCGUCUUCCAGAUGUUUGAACAGAACCUGCAGGUGGCGGCUCAGAUAAACGAGACGUUUAAAGAGGAGGUGCUGGUGCGCUGUUUAAAGGAGAUGAACUCCUUUCUCAUCAGGUACAAGGAGGAAGCGAUCGUUUACAAAGAGGAACACUUGAAAAAUCGUCAGCUCCCACAGUGCUACAUCCAGUAUAUGAUUGCCAUCAUCAACAACUGCCAGACCUUCAGGGAGUCUAUAAAUAGCCUGAAACGGAAAUACUCUCAGUCGACCGAGCCCAACCAGAACGACGUGGCCAUUGGAAAAACCCUGAAUGACGUGGCCAAGGAGGGUUGCCAGUUUUUAUUGGAUGAAGUCUUUUUGGAUUUGGAGAAUCAUCUGAACGAGCUGAUGACCCGGAAAUGGUUAGCAGGCUGUCACGCAGUAGACACCAUCUGCGUGACGGUGGAGGAUUACUUCAACGACUUCUCCAAAAUUAAAAAGCCUUAUAAUCAGGAGAUGACGACCGAGGCUCACCGGCGUGUGGUCGUGGAGUACCUGAAGGCGGUCAUGCAGAAGCGCAUCACCUUUAAAAACGCGGACGAGAGGAAAGAGGGAGCGGAGAGGAUGAUCAAAGAGGCGGAUCAGUUCAGCUUCCUUUUCAAAAAACUCGCUGCUGGAGAAGACACAGACUGGCUGUGUGGCUCCAUCUCCGCCAUAGCCGAGGUGUUUAAGCUAACGGAUCCCACUCUUCUCUUCUUGGAGGUGUCCACACUGGUCUCCAAGUACCCAGAUAUCAGGGAGGAGCACAUCGUGGCCUUGCUGGCGGUUCGAGGGGACGCUACCCGGGACACGCGGCAAAUGAUCAUUGAGACGCUGAACCAGAGCAAACCGUCCGUCUCAUCCAACUCGCUGCCCAUCUUCAGGGACAUCACCAUCCCAACCAUCUCAGCCAUGACAGCAAUGGCCGUUCCCAAACUGCUGAAAUAACCUGCUAAACCCUGACCUUCAACCUGUUUGGAACCUCAUCUUCAGGAUGAGAAGCGUCCCCAUUCCGCAUGCACAUGUACAGGAAAUGCUUUGUUUGUUUAGUUUUUUUCGUUUAUUUCGUUAACACUAAAUUGAUGCUCCACCUCGUUCCUGCGUUGGGCUAAACAAGACUGGAUAAUUAAUUCUCUGGCAACCCGAAGCUUCUGUAUGAUCCUCUGGAAUAGAAAUUAACAACCCGUUCUGUAAUGCCGGCACGUCCUGUUUACUGGCGUGACUUCUUGAUUUCUUCACAGGCUGCACUUCCUGAUGGGUGAAACAGAACCACACCGAGUGCACAGAUGCUGUAUAACGAUAACGAGAGCCGCGAAAAUCAAUUCGGAUUAAUAAAAUUAUGAUUAAUGCCA
Silurus meridionalis is the source of this 2805-nucleotide messenger RNA. RefSeq names its product exocyst complex component 3 (gene exoc3). NCBI's taxonomy places the organism in Eukaryota, Metazoa, Chordata, Actinopteri, Siluriformes, Siluridae. The transcript has 13 exons. The record is from RefSeq and is a predicted model, not a curated record. The coding region runs from base 161 to 2401 and encodes 746 amino acids. Gene Ontology annotation, cellular component: exocyst. Gene Ontology annotation, biological process: exocytosis; exocyst localization. Gene Ontology annotation, molecular function: SNARE binding.